Molecule: messenger RNA, 4507 nt
Organism: Hemibagrus wyckioides
Lineage: Eukaryota; Metazoa; Chordata; Actinopteri; Siluriformes; Bagridae
Gene: smarca1
Product: SWI/SNF related, matrix associated, actin dependent regulator of chromatin, subfamily a, member 1
Exons: 24
Coding region: 154-3201 (1015 amino acids)
Biological process (GO): regulation of transcription by RNA polymerase II; nucleosome organization
Cellular component (GO): nucleus; chromatin
Molecular function (GO): ATP hydrolysis activity; ATP binding; histone binding
Source: RefSeq, a predicted model, not a curated record
GUGUCCGUGUAACGAUGAAAAGGGGGCGUAUGCCAGGCGUGUAGAGUCCCCGAUGUUGACGUUUGUUGUUGUUCUUUUUUUAUUUUUAUUUUAUUUUUAAACUUGAUUUCCGGAUUUAAUUUCACAUGAAAACCCCUGAGCGGUGCCUACGAAAUGUCUGACGAAGAGCUGCCGUCCACUUCCGGCGAGCGCGCGAGCGAAAAGGAGCAGGAUCGUCCGUUCCAGCUGGCUCCGCCUCCGAAAGCCGCCAUCAGAGAAACAACAGUGGAUCCUGAAUAUGAAGAGAAAAGAAAAGCAGAUCGAGCGAACAGGUUUGAGUUUUUAUUAAAACAGACAGAACUCUUCGCUCACUUCGUUCAGCCCGCGAGUGUAAAAUCUCCCACGUCUCCUCUGAAAGUGCGACUCGGUCGACCUCGAGUUAAACCGGAUGAGAAACAGAGCCUGCUGUCAGUGGGAGAUAAUCGUCACCGGCGUACAGAGCAGGAGGAAGAUGAGGAGCUGCUGUCAGAGAGCAGGAAGGCCACCAACAUCCUCGUCCGCUUCGAGGAGUCUCCAUCAUAUGUGAAGAACGGAGCUCUGAGAGAUUACCAGAUCAGAGGACUGAACUGGAUGAUUUCUCUUUAUGAGAACGGCAUCAACGGCAUCCUGGCUGAUGAAAUGGGUUUGGGGAAGACCCUGCAGACGAUAGCGUUACUCGGGUAUCUGAAGCACUACAGGAACAUCCCCGGCCCCCACAUGGUCCUAGUGCCCAAGUCCACACUGCACAACUGGAUGAGCGAGUUUAAACACUGGGUUCCGUCACUGAGAGCUGUCUGUCUGAUCGGGGACAAAGACGCUCGAGCAGCGUUUAUCCGUGAUGUGAUGAUGCCAGGUGAGUGGGACGUGUGUGUUACCUCGUAUGAGAUGGUGAUCAGAGAGAAAUCAGUCUUUAAGAAGUUUAAUUGGAGAUACCUGGUGAUUGACGAGGCUCAUCGCAUCAAAAACGAGAAGUCCAAGUUAUCUGAAAUCGUUCGUGAGUUUAAGACGACAAAUCGUCUUUUACUGACUGGAACUCCGUUACAGAACAACCUGCAUGAGCUCUGGUCUCUACUCAACUUCCUACUUCCAGACGUGUUUAAUUCCGCCUCUGACUUUGAUUCGUGGUUUGACACGAACAACUGUCUGGGUGAUCAGAAGCUGGUGGAGAGACUGCAUGCAGUGCUGCGUCCCUUCCUGCUUCGUCGGAUCAAGCGGGAAGUGGAGAAGAGUCUUCCUCCUAAGAAGGAAGUGAAGAUCUACCUGGGUCUGAGUAAAAUGCAGAGAGAAUGGUACACACGCAUCCUGAUGAAGGACAUCGACAUCCUGAACUCGGCGGGUAAAAUGGAUAAAAUGCGUCUGUUGAACAUCCUGAUGCAGCUGCGCAAGUGCUGUAAUCACCCGUACCUGUUCGACGGAGCCGAGCCGGGACCGCCGUACACCACCGACACACACCUCGUCACCAACAGCGGCAAGAUGCUCCUGCUCGACAAACUGCUGCCCAAACUCCACGAGCAGGGUUCUCGAUUAUUGAUUUUCAGUCAGAUGACGCGUGUGCUGGACAUUCUGGAGGAUUACUGCAUGUGGAGAGGAUAUGAGUACUGUCGACUGGAUGGGAACACACCACAUGAGGACAGACAGCAAGCGAUCAACAUGUUCAACGCUCCGGACAGCACAAAGUUCAUCUUCAUGUUGAGCACUCGCGCAGGAGGACUCGGGAUUAAUCUGGCAACUGCUGAUGUCGUCAUACUGUACGACUCGGACUGGAACCCGCAAGUCGACCUGCAGGCUAUGGACCGUGCUCACAGGAUCGGUCAGAAGAAGCCGGUUCGAGUGUUUCGACUCAUCACUGAGAACACAGUGGAGGAGCGGAUCGUGGAGAGAGCGGAGAUGAAGCUACGCCUCGACUCUAUAGUCAUCCAGCAAGGCCGUUUGAUUGAGCAGCAGAAUAAACUGGGGAAGGACGAGAUGCUGCAGAUGAUCAGACACGGAGCGACGCAUGUCUUCGCCUCCAAAGACAGCGAGCUGACGGACGAGGACAUCGACACCAUCCUGGAGAGAGGAGCUAAAAAGACAGCGGAGAUGAACGAGAGGAUGCAGAACCUGGGUGAGAGCUCUCUGAGGAACUUCACCAUGGAUACGGGCACCACGGAAACCAGCCUGUACAACUUCGAGGGAGAGGAUUACAGAGAGAAGCAGAAGAUGAAUAUGAUGGAGUGGAUCGAGCCUCCUAAGAGAGAGAGAAAAGCAAACUAUGCCGUAGAUGCAUAUUUCAGGGAGGCGCUCAGAGUCAGUGAGCCCAGAGCUCCAAAGGCCCCUCGUCCUCCUAAGCAGCCUAAUAUUCAGGAUUUUCAGUUUUUUCCUCCACGUCUGUUUGAGUUGUUGGAGAUGGAGAUACUGCAUUACAGGAAGACCAUUGGAUACAAGGUUCCAAGGGCCUCUGACAUCCCCAACGCAGCUCAGGUACAGAAGGAGGAACAGAAGAAGAUUGAUGAAGCAGAACCUCUCACACCUGAAGAGACUGAGGAGAAGGAGAAACUGCUCACACAGGGUUUUACGAACUGGAACAAGCGUGACUUUAACCAGUUUAUCAAAGCAAAUGAGAAAUACGGCAGAGACGACAUAGACAGCAUCGCCCGCGAGGUGGAGGGCAAAACACCUGAGGAGGUCAUUGAGUAUUCAGCUGUAUUCUGGGAACGCUGUAAUGAACUGCAGGACAUUGAGAAGAUCAUGGCUCAGAUCGAGAGAGGAGAAGCUCGGAUCCAGAGACGCAUCAGCAUUAAAAAAGCCCUCGAUGUGAAGAUAGCGCGUUAUAAAGCUCCGUUCCACCAGCUGCGUAUCCAGUACGGCACUAAUAAAGGGAAGAACUACACGGAGGAGGAGGACCGCUUCCUGAUCUGCAUGCUGCACAAGAUGGGCUUCGAUAAGGAGAACGUGUACGAGGAGCUGCGCCAGUGUGUGAGGAACACACCUCAGUUCCGCUUCGACUGGUUCAUCAAGUCCAGGACAGCCAUGGAGCUUCAGAGACGAUGUAACACACUCAUCUCUCUGAUCGAGAAAGAAAACACUGAGAUCGAGGAGAAGGAAAAAGCAGAGAAAAAGAAAAGAGCUCCCAAAGGACAAUCGGCCCAGAAGCGUAAAGCCGAAGCCUCGUCUGACAGGAAGGAGAAGAAGUUAAAGUCCUGAUUUGUGGAUUUUCUUUGUGUUUAUUUCAGUAAUGGAGUAGGGUGUUGGGCCACACCGCCGCUACACCACAGAUAUCUCCUAAUAUUGGGUGUUACAGUUCAGUUCAGCGUUAUCUCAAGCAAAAAAAUGACCAAAAAAAGUAAUGGUUUCCUCACGAGUUUCUCAGUUUCUCAGUUUCUUCUCAGCUUUCUCUUACAUUCGAUGCACUUUUUUUUACAUUUAAAAAUCACAAUUUAUUUAUUGCAUGCUGACCAUGCAAUUACAUUUUUUAUAAUGAUAUAUUCUUUAUCUGUUUUAUACGACACGAUGUUUUCCUCACGCACUCGGCUUUCUCAGCUCCUCAGAGACUGGGUUUAUUACAGAUGAGACUUUAAAGUCUCUUCUCUUCUCUUCUCUUCUCUUCUCUUCUCUUCUCUUCUUGUCUCUUCUCUUCUCUCCUAUCCUUUUCUCUUCUCUUCUCUUCUCUUCUCUUCUCUUCUCUUCUCUCCUUUUCUCUUCUCUUCUCUUCUCCCAUCCUUUUUUCUCAUCUCUUCUCUCCUAUCCUUUUCUCUUCUCUUCUCUCUUAUUUUCUUUUUUUCUCCUUCUCUUCUCUUUUCCUCCUUCUCUUCUCAUCUCUUUCUCUUCUUUUCUCCCCUCCUCUCUUCUUGUCUCUUCUCUCCUAUCCUUAUCUCUUCUCAUCUCUUCUCUUCUCUUUUUUUCUCCUUCUCUUCUCUCUUCUUUUAAAGCUCUUUAAAGGUGAAACUUUAAACUUGUUGAACACAAAUGUCUUUGUUUUAUUCACACAGUGUUUAAUGCUCGGGUUUUAUCUACAGGAACGUCUCAGAACCACGACAUAACCUGUUAGGUGUUAUUUGAUAAAAACAAAAAAAAUCUCUUCAGUUCUCUGAAACAGAUUUCACGCUCCUGAUUGUUAUACAGAGUUUAUUUACGUUUUUUCUUAAUAAAUUUUUUUUUUUAAAAAGUGGCCAAAGUGACUUGCACUAGCAUGAUGUUAAGUAGCUAUCAAUUAGCAAGCUGUUGAAUAUCUUUUAUAUUUCUUUAUUGGAUAUAAAAAUGCCAAACGUCUAUAUCAAGCUUUCUUUACCCGUCUGGAGAAACGCUGUAGCUAGCAGUGAGGGUGUGUUUUCUGGAAAACAGCGACUUUAUAAUGCUUUUUUGACCCUUUACUUUCCCCUGAGAAGAUUUGUGUGUAACUAAAACGUUCAUGCUUUUAUUCAUUUACAUCAAUGUUCAGCAUUAAUCCAGGUUACGUGCGUCUUCAUAUACGUCUGAGUUCAGUGUUAUUAAAAAACAUGGAAGAAUAAUA